Molecule: messenger RNA, 1800 nt
Organism: Fusarium keratoplasticum
Lineage: Eukaryota; Fungi; Ascomycota; Sordariomycetes; Hypocreales; Nectriaceae
Product: MFS domain-containing protein
Exons: 6
Coding region: 1-1800 (599 amino acids)
Biological process (GO): transmembrane transport
Molecular function (GO): transmembrane transporter activity
Source: RefSeq, a predicted model, not a curated record
AUGGAGUCAGAUCAACGAGGCAGCUUAGACAUCACUACGCAAACUGACCCAAAUGUGAAUAACAGCAAAGUGGCUGAAAACAAGUACAACAACGAUGGGCCUCAUUCCAAAGAGAAGGUUGAGACCUCUCCUGGAGACUCUGAAAGCAAUACAGCCGUCCCGCCGCUACAGACCGAUGAUGAGACCCCAACUCAUCAGUACGCGACACCACGAGAGCUCAGUCUACUGUCAACAGUGUUCACUAUUGCCACCUUCAUGAUAGCAAUAGAUGGAAGUAUCCUUGCGACUGCCAUCCCGAAGAUCACUAGUGAUUUCCGUCGACUCGAUGAUGUGCCUUGGUAUGGAAGCGCCUAUCUCCUAACAGAAAUGGCAUUCCAGCCCACCUUCGGUCGUUUGUAUACCCUGUUUGAUGCUAGGAUUCUCUAUCUGGUAUCCAUCAUAAUAUUCGAAGCUGGCACAAUUCUUUGCGCCGCUGCACCAAAUUCGGCAUCAUUGAUCACCGGAAGAGUGAUAUCUGGAGCUGGAGCUGCUGGGCUUCUCUGCGGAAGUCUGGCAGUGUAUGGACGGUCAGUUCCCCUGCGGGCUAGGCCGUUCGGGAUGGCCCUCGUCACGAGCAUGUAUGGCAUCGCGGGAGUGCUAGGCCCGACCCUUGGAGGGCUGAUCACAGAUACGCCUCGGUUGACUUGGCGGUUCUGCUUUUGGAUAAACCUGCCCGCCGGAGCCGUGACCUUUGUGAUCGCAUUCAUGAUUUUGAAAGCAAAGACACCUGUCCAUGGGAAGCUCUCACUGCGUGAGAAACUGAAGCGACUUGACCUGCUCGGUAGCUUCCUGCUCAUAGCAGGGCUGGUGUCACUUUUCUUCGCACUGCAAUGGGGCGGGACUAGAUACCCAUGGUCCGAUCCGAGGGUCUACGCAUGCAUAGUGGUCUUUGGAAUACUCGCGUCGGCAUUUGGAGUGCUACAGGCAACCAAGAAAGAAGAGGCUACUAUCCCCACGCGUAUCCUUUCGCAACGCACUGUGGCAAUCAGCUGCGUCUUCAACAUGCUCAUGUCCAUGGCGCACAAUACGCACAUGUAUUACUUGGCGUUCUACUUCCAAGCUGUACUGGGGACCAAUGCUGUGACUUCAGGCGUGCGCUGUCUCGCAUACGGAAUCCCGUGCAGCAUCGCAAUCAUCAUCACGGGCGCAUGCAUCAGCUCCAAAGGCCACUACGUCCCCUUCAUGUGGCUGGGGUCAAGCAUAUUCAUCGCUGGGUGUGUGUUGCUACGCGAACUGGACAGAGGUUCUUCGACAGGAGAAUGGCUUGGCUUCCAGAUCCUCAGCGGAGCGGGAAUCGGGCUUGCGGAACAGGUCCCAUUCAUCGCGGUGCAGGUGGUCCUCCCCGACGAUGACAUGCCAACCGCCUGUGCCCUGGUCGUCUUCUUUCGUUUAUUCGGCGGCGCAGUGGGGCUCAGCAUCGCUUCUAACCUCUUCUCCGGGGAGCUCUUCCGGCGACUGGCGAGAGCGCCGGCAGGGAUCGAUGCCAAAACCAUACGGGAUGCGGGCGCAGCGGAUCUGGCUAAAGCGGUACCGGCGGCUGCGUUGCCGUUAGUCCAGAGGGCUUUCAGUUAUGCCGUCUCCAGGGCCUUUGUUCUGCCUAUCGUUGUGGCGAGCAUGUCGUUGGUUCUGAGCUUCGGGAUGCAGAGACGAUGGAUUCCGGACGACCGAGUGCAGCCGGCUCAAGGAGAUGAAUCUGCUGUGACUAUUGAGACGGCUGGAGCUACGGAUUUGGAUCAGAGGCAAAAUGAAAAGACCGUUUAG